Molecule: messenger RNA, 4793 nt
Organism: Chironomus riparius
Lineage: Eukaryota; Metazoa; Arthropoda; Insecta; Diptera; Chironomidae
Source: the annotation of a GenBank genome assembly
CAAAAAAGAAGCAAAGAGGUGAUUUUUCUUCGAAAAAAAAAAUAAGCAAGUUAAAAGAAUUAAUAUUAUUUGUAAAAAUCUAUGAGUAGUAAGGUGUGCGUAGUGAAAAAUCAGCACAUUAUAGUUUGUUUAAUCAUACGGCAUUAGUCGAUAUCAUCGUAUCAGUUCUUCAUCUUGUAUAAAUCUCAAAAUCAAUGUGAAUCCAUUAAAACGCAAAAUAUAUGAGAGGAAAUAGUUUUAAUUAAAUCAAGUGAUUGAAAAUGCGAGUUAAAGAGGAAGGAAUAUUCAAAAUGCAUAGUGAAGACGAUGAUUAUAAUUUACCACUAUCUUUCACGCAUCGCCGUCAUGAACAGCAGGCAAUUGAUAGUGCAUCGAAUCUUAUGGUUAAAAAUUGGCGAUUGAAGGAGAGAAUGAAAACAGUUUCUGUUGCUUUAGUGCUAUGCCUUAAUGUUGGUGUCGAUCCUCCUGAUCUUGUUAAAAUUGAUCCCUGCGCUAGACUUGAAUGCUGGUUCGAUCCAUCGUCAGUAGCACCACAGAAAGCCUUGGAAGUGAUUGGAUCAUCUCUACAGAAGCAAUAUGAAAGGUGGCAGCCUAAAGCUCGAUAUAAGCUGUCACUAGAUCCAACAGUUGAGGAUGUAAAGAAAUUAUGCAUCUCAUUGCGACGUAAUGCAAAGGAGGAACGAGUUUUAUUUCAUUAUAAUGGUCAUGGAGUUCCACGUCCAACACAGAAUGGUGAAAUAUGGGUUUUCAAUAGAACUUAUACUCAAUAUAUUCCACUUUCAAUUUAUGACCUUCAAAAUUGGAUGGGAGCACCGUCAAUCUACGUUUAUGAUUGCUCAAAUGCUGGAGUUAUUGUCAAUUCCUUCAAUACAUUUGCCGAACAGCAUGAAGCUGAACAAUUGGCAGCUCAGGGACAAAAUCGUGGAUCAUCGCCAAGUGGACAGCCAACUGUUAACAGUAAUAGCACUGCUAAUGCAUCCUCAUCAAAUUCAAAUUCACAUCAAUCGUUUAGAAAUUGUAUUCAGCUUGCUGCAUGCACAGCAGAUCAAAUUCUACCAAUGAAUCCUGAUUUACCAGCUGAUCUUUUCACUUCGUGCUUAACAACGCCUGUAAAAACAGCCCUUAAAUGGUUCUCAUUAAAGUCUACAUCAAAAUUAGUCCCACAUGUUAAUUAUGAUAUGAUUAUGUCCAUACCUGGCGCUCUUCAUGAUCGACGAACAAUGUUGGGUGAAUUAAACUGGAUUUUCACAGCCAUUACAGACACAAUAGCAUGGAAUACAUUACCUCGUGAUUUAUUUCAAACACUUUUUCGACAAGACUUGCUUGUUGCAAGUUUAUUUAGAAAUUUCCUUCUUGCCGAUAGAAUUUUAAGAUCGUAUGACUGCACGCCAAUUUCAAGUCCUGCAUUGCCACCUACUUUUCGCCAUCCAAUGUGGGCUGCUUGGGAUUUAGCGUUAGAUUUAGCACUAUCUCAAUUACCUGAUGUCUUGGCUGGAAAGAAAACUUAUGAAAACUCGCCGUUCUUCGAACAACAAUUGACUGCCUUCCAAGUUUGGCUUGAAGGGAAUCCCGAUCAGGAAAAUCCACCAGAACAGCUUCCCAUUGUCUUGCAAGUUUUACUUAGUCAGGCUCAUCGUAUAAGAGCAUUAGAACUAUUGGAGAAAUUUCUAGAUAUUGGACCUUGGGCUGUCAGUUUAGCUUUAAAUGUUGGAAUAUUUCCAUACGUUUUGAAGUUGCUCCAAAGUCAGGCAACUGAGUUGAGACCAUUUUUAGUUUGCAUUUGGGCGAAAAUCUUAGCUGUUGAUUACACAUGCCAAGUAGAUAUUGUUCGCGAAAGUGCCGAUUCCUAUUUCCUCAAUGCUUUAAGAGAUACCACAGUUGUUCAUGGAAAGUUUGAUUGUAGAACGUUUGCAGCAUUUGUGCUGGCAACGAUUGUUUACAAGUUUGAGCAAGGACAAGCGAAUGCACUUCGUGGAUCCUUACUGUCAAUAUGCUUAGAACAAAUUGAAGAUCCAGAUCCAUUGUUGAGAAAAUGGUUUGCAAUUUGUUUAGGAAAUUUAUGGCUCAAUUAUGAAGACGCAAGAUGGUCCGGAGCACGUGACUUAGCUUAUGAAAAAAUGUUCAUAUUAUUAAAAGAUCCAGUUCCAGAAGUACGUGCAGCUACAGUUUACGCAUUAGGUACAUUCAUAAGUUCAGCAAUCGAGCGCACAUCGCAAGCAAAUGAUUUGGAUAGACAGAUUGCUAUGCACAUGCUGGAAUGUGUAUCGAGUGACAUGAGUCCACUUGUACGAAUGGAAUUAGUUGCUGCAUUACAGUGGAUUGUAAAGUUAUUUGAUAAUCAUUUUGUUGAAGUUUAUUUACGGGACGAUGGCAAUAAUCAUGAUGGACCUAAAGACGGUUCAUUGAAAAGAUCAGCACGGUUUAGAACUGGAAGUGAAAAGAACUUGAUGAUGUACAGUUCAGUGUAUGCACGAUUAUGGAAUGGAAUUGUUAAUUUAUCACGUGAUCCUUAUCCAGAAGUGGCGAUAAUGGGUUGCAAAAUUGUAGAUUAUAUAAAGCACAUUGCAGUCGAAAUUGCACCGUCAUUACAAAUGAUUCCACUUGCCAAAGAAGUCAUAUGUGAUAAUAAUAGAAUAUCAACGUCAGGUGGUUCCCAUAACAGCUAUAGUUUGCCGCCAUCACCAAAUGUUAAGAAUUUACCGAACUAUAUGAACAAUUCACAUUCAGGAUCAACGGCUAGACUAAGUGAAUCGAUGAGCGGCAGUGUUGCAUCAAAUCGCGAGAAAGUACAUAAGCUACGCAUACCUAUUGUGAAAACAAAUUUAAUUGACUGGGAAUUUAGCUCAUUUGCUAAACCUCUUAAGUACCUUGCUAAUCAUAAAGGAACAAUGGAAAAUGAUCAAUUCUCGCAAGAGACAGUCGUUCGAAAGCAGAGAUUUAAUAGAAAUGCACGCAUAAGGAAGGAAGCUAGUGAUCAGCAGCGACUUGCUACGUUUCAUAACUUAAAAACACAAAGUUUUGUUGGCAAAACAGCAAUGAUACCAUCAAUAGUGAAAUUACAUCCAUAUGAGCAGCAAAUAGCUGUUGCUUACCUCGACCGAAUUAUGCUUAAGGAUUGGGGAAAUGACAUUUCAACAACAUUAUCGCCAGUGCAAUUAAAUCCACCAAAUUAUACUCACCAUUAUGCAGCUACGAUUCAAACGACCACAAAUAUUGGAAAGAAAGUUUCUGUUUGUGCUCCAACGUCUAUGCGUGUAUCAAGUCUUCAAUUUAUCAAUUCACAUGAUCGUGGAUUAGUUCUGGCUGGCUAUGACGAUGGAAGCAUUAGAAUUUGGAAGAAUAGCUGUGACAAUCAGAGCAGCAAUCGUUCACUUACUGGCAAUUUAGUUACAGCAUUUCAGGCACUUGAUGAUCCGCCCGCUAGAAGUGCUAGAAUUUAUGGGCUUCAAACAGCAUGGCACCAAAGUACACAGACAAUUAUUGUUGGAGGCGAAUCUAAAGUCAUUCGUUUGUGGGAUGCUGAAAAAGAGCUUAAAUAUAUGGAUAUUCCUGUUGGUUCCGAUUUUCCAAUCUCUCACAUUAGCUGCGCACCAAAUGCUUUAUUUGCUAUCGCUUAUGGUGAUGGAUUCGUGCAAAUCUUCGAUAGACGUGCUAAUCCAAGUGAUAAUAAGAUAAUGACCUAUCGUGAGCAUCACUCAUCACUUCUAGCUUUAUGUUUAAGAAAUGACUGCGAGAGUUUAAUUACUGGAUCCUCGCUUGGCGUCAUAAGACUGUUUGAUAUCAGAAAUCGUGCAUCAAUACAGACGUGGACAGCAGGAUCAGACACAACAUCAGUUGCAAUACACUCAAGUGCCGAUAUUGUUGCAUGUGCUGGACAAUCAAUAUCGAUUCAUGGUCUGGAUGGCGUGCAAAUCAACACAAUUCAAAGUCACGAAGGAUUUAUGGGACCAAGAUUCGGUCAGACAUCAUGCUUAUCGUUCCAUCCUCAUAAAAUUAGCUUAGCUGCUGGAUUUGUCGAUAAUCAUGUUUGUGUUUUCACUGUACAAAAUGAAAAGUAGAAGUAUGUAGGAUAUAUCCAUUAGUAGACGUUUAGUGAUGUCAAAGAUGACGAAAUUAAAAUUAGUUUUAAGUUUCAUUGAGCUUGAUACUCGAAGGAAAUGAAGCAACACGAGAAUCAAAAAAUUAACCGAAAUUAGCGCAUUACAUGAGGAAAGUUGCUAUUUGAGACAGUUUGUAUGUCUGGAAAAUAAAUUUAAAUUUUAAAAAACCGUUAACUGAAAAAAUUGAAAUUGACUGUUGAAUUCAUUAAUGCGCUAAUUUUCCAAAUACGAACGUCAGUAGUGAUUAUUUCUUUAGCCUAUAUUAUUGUACAAUGACUUUUCAAAGAGAGAAAAUAAGGAAAAAGUUUAAAUUAUAUUUUAAUUAACACAAUACCCCCGUCAUUUAUGAUUAAAUUAAUGAUAUAUGAUUAAUGGGAGUGCCUAUUAAAAUAACGAAUUUUAAAAUUUCGAAACUUCAUUUUUACGAACUCACAUUUUUAAGACCAUAUCAUUUUCAAAUUCUAAAAUGUCGUUAAUUUCAUCACGUGUUCUCUUCAAUAAUAAAUCUGUAAAAAAAGAUUAAUAGAACAAAUGUUUUUAAAUGUAUGGAAUUAAAACGUAUUUUUUAUUCAAUAUCACAUUUCAUGGACUAUAUGUGUAUGUUUAAAGGAAGCCACAAAAGCAUAGAAUGCCAGGUUUUGAAAAGACAGAGAAUUCCAUUAAAUCAAUCCUGAACCGUCGAAAAUCCGUGCC